Cynocephalus volans (Philippine flying lemur) is the source of this 876-nucleotide messenger RNA. Its product is annotated as transmembrane protein 221. NCBI's taxonomy places the organism in Eukaryota, Metazoa, Chordata, Mammalia, Dermoptera, Cynocephalidae. The coding region runs from base 1 to 876 and encodes 291 amino acids. The transcript has 3 exons. The record is from RefSeq and is a predicted model, not a curated record.
AUGGCCCGGUCGUACGGCGGCAGGGUGCUGGCCGCGAUGACCCUGCUGGGCAUCCCGGCGGCCGUGCUGGCGGCCCUGGGCGCGCAGCUGCUGUUCCAGCUGCAGGCGGGCCGCGCCGAGCUGCGGGGGUCGCGCGCCGAGGGGCUGGGCACGGAGCUGGGCGCCGGCCCCGGGCUGCCCGAGGACGCGGCCGGGGCGCUGCUGCCGCUGGCCGCCGCGCUAGCCGCGCUGGCCCUCGUGCUCGGCCUCACCUGCCUGCUGCUCGCCGCGCUCUGCGGCCACCUGGGCGCUGAGAUGGCGCGGGGGCCCGGCCCCGGCAGGUCCGACUGGUUUCUCUAUGACUGCCGCCUUCUCAGACACAUGGCCCUUGGGCUCUUCUGCUGUGGGGUCUCCGUCUACUUAGCAGCACUGUCCGUCUACGCCCUGCUGCUUUUCGAGAUCGAGACAGGCAUAGCAGCUGCAUCCAUCCUCGGCUUGGGUGCCCUGGUCCUGGUAGCUGUGCUGACCCACACUCUGCUGCGGGCUGCCCGGGCCACCCGCCGUGGCCUCCAUGAGGUGUCCCUGCCAUCCUUUGAAGAUGACCCCACCCGCCCCACUGAAGUCUCCAACAUCAGCCCCAGAGUUCAGCCCCAGCAGGGUACUCAUCGCUGGACCCCCUAUUCAUCCUAUCCAGAGCCUGGGGACUCCCUUGGGGCCACAGCCACUUCCACAGCACCCACAGCCCUGGGGGGAGGCCGGAAGAGCAGUCUGCCUGCAUCCCGAAUGCAUCGGACACUGUCGGUUGGCAUGGGGCACUGGGAUGGGAUCACCCAUGAAAUGCGUAGCAUGCUGGGCCACAGGCCAGGGGCCAUGGGGAAGGACUCUACACUGGUGUGA